UUCUUUUUCCCUUUCUCUGUAAUUAUGAAGUUUUCUCUCUCUUACUUAGCCGGCUAGAGAGAGGGAGAGACAGAGAUUGAGCUUGAAACUCAUGUAAAAAACAAGUCUCUGUUCAAACACUCGUUUACGCGUUGCCGAAAUAAAUACAGCAGAUUUUCCGAUAAACCCCAUAUCGAAAAGUCGCUAUAUUUAUUGACUUUUGAAACGAAGAAUCGCAGUUUCGAAGAAGAAGAAGAAGAAGAAGAAGAUGAAGUACAAGCCUAAGCAGCUAAGUCUCUCUGUUGUCUUCCUCUUUGUCUUCUAUCUCGCUGCGGUGACUUCAGAUCUAGAGUCUGACCGGCGAGCUUUAGUCGCUCUUCGCAACAGUGUUCGUGGCCGUCCUCUGUUAUGGAACAUGAGUGCUUCUUCUCCUUGUAAUUGGCACGGAGUCCACUGUGAUGCCGGUCGGGUCACGGCCCUCCGAUUACCCGGAGCUGGUUUAUUCGGCUCUUUACCCAUCGGUGGAAUUGGUAAUCUGACGGAGCUCCAAACCCUCUCUCUCCGAUUCAAUUCCCUCUCCGGUCCAAUCCCUCCGGAUUUCUCAAACCUUGUUCUUCUCCGUUACUUGUAUCUCCAAGGUAAUGCCUUUUCCGGUGAGAUUCCCUCGUUUCUCUUCACGCUCCCAAACGUCAUCAGAAUUAAUCUAGGGGAGAACAAGUUAUCGGGUCGGAUCCCGGAUAAUGUCAACUCCGCGGCCCGGUUGGUUACUCUGUAUUUAGAGAGGAAUCAGCUCUCUGGUCCAAUCCCUGAGAUCACGCUUCCUCUUCAGCAAUUCAAUGUUUCUUCCAAUCAAUUGGAUGGUCCGAUUCCGAAUUCGUUGUCCGCUUGGCCGCGAACUGCUUUCGAAGGGAACACUCUCUGUGGGAAGCCCUUAAACCUUUGUGGUGGCGCUGAAGGACCCAAUACGCCGCCGGGGAAAAAAAAAGAUAGCAACAAAUUAUCUGCCGGGGCUAUUGCCGGAAUCGUAAUCGGAUGUGUUCUUGUUUUGUUGCUGCUUCUCCUGAUUCUGUUAUGUCUCUGUAGAAAGAGGAAGAAGGAAGAGAAUCCUCCAGCGAGAAAUGUCGAAGCUCCUGUAGCUGCUCCGGCCUCCACCGCUGCUAUACCCAAGGAAACGGUGGCUGGUGUCCCGCCGUCGGAGAGUGGUGUGGUGAGUAAAGAUUUGACCUUUUUCGUGAAAUCUUUUGGAGAAUUCAAUUUGGAUGGAUUGCUGAAGGCUUCAGCUGAGGUCCUUGGGAAAGGAACAGUUGGGUCUUCGUAUAAGGCAAGCUUUGAUCAUGGAUUGGUAGUGGCUGUGAAACGUUUAAGAGACGUUGUGGUGCCUGAGAAAGAGUUUAGAGAGAGAUUGCAGGUUUUGGGAUCAAUGAGUCAUCCCAAUCUCGUGACUCUGAUUGCUUACUAUUUCAGCCGCGACGAAAAGCUUCUUGUCGUUGAGUUCCUGUCUAGAGGAAGCUUGUCUGCACUAUUGCACGGCAACAAAGGAAGCGGGAGGACUCCCUUGAACUGGGAAACCAGAGUCAGUGUAGCCUUAGGAGCUGCAAAAGCGAUUAGCUACAUACACUCGCGUGAUGCGACAACUUCUCAUGGGAACAUUAAGUCAUCGAACAUACUCUUGUCUGAAUCCUAUGAAGCUAAGGUCUCUGAUUACGGUCUAGCGCCUAUCAUUAGUUCUACAUCUGCACCUAACCGUAUUGAUGGCUACCGUGCCCCUGAAGUCACAGAUGCUCGCAAGAUCUCCCAAAAGGCUGAUGUAUAUAGCUUUGGCGUCCUAAUCCUUGAAUUACUCACAGGUAAGUCUCCAACACAUCAGCAAUUGAAUGAAGAAGGCGUCGAUUUGCCGAGAUGGGUCCAAUCUGUUACAGAGCAACAAUCACCGUCCGAUGUGCUUGAUCCAGAGCUCACAAGGUACCAACCUGAGGGCAAUGAGAACAUCAUCCGUUUGUUGAAGAUCGGUAUGAGCUGUACGGCUCAGUAUCCAGAUAGCCGUCCUUCGAUGGCCGAUGUAACUAGACUCAUUGAGGAGGUUUCUCAUUCAUCCGGCUCCCCAAAUCCGGUAUCAGACUGAUUUUUUGGUGAGGGGACUAAAUUGAUUGAUUUGAAAAUUGUUUGGGGUUAAACUGCAAAUUCUUGAAUAGUGUCUUGCCCCGUCCAGUCGUCUUUCUUCUUGUUUUAGUUUGUUCGUUAAUUCUUGAGCCUCAGUUUGAGAUGAGACCUUUUAAGUUUUUUUUUUUAUCUUUCUAUUUUUCUUAAAAUUCAAAAGUUCCAAAAAUGUCUAUAGAACUAUUGUUGCUUCUGCUAAUUUUUUGUAUAAAAUAAAUAUACAAUUGAUUUGAGUGUGGAUAAA
This is a messenger RNA of Capsella rubella, 2380 nucleotides long. RefSeq names its product probable inactive receptor kinase At3g02880. The transcript is spliced from 3 exons. The record is from RefSeq and is a predicted model, not a curated record. The coding region runs from base 248 to 2101 and encodes 617 amino acids. Gene Ontology annotation, molecular function: protein binding; protein kinase activity; ATP binding. NCBI's taxonomy places the organism in Eukaryota, Viridiplantae, Streptophyta, Magnoliopsida, Brassicales, Brassicaceae. Gene Ontology annotation, biological process: protein phosphorylation.